Messenger RNA from Ostrea edulis (European flat oyster), 3064 nucleotides. RefSeq names its product SUMO-specific isopeptidase USPL1-like. The transcript has 5 exons. Bases 132 to 2642 code for a protein of 836 amino acids. Gene Ontology annotation, biological process: Cajal body organization; protein desumoylation. Gene Ontology annotation, cellular component: Cajal body. Gene Ontology annotation, molecular function: SUMO binding. Lineage: Eukaryota; Metazoa; Mollusca; Bivalvia; Ostreida; Ostreidae. The record is from RefSeq and is a predicted model, not a curated record.
UUUUCCCCAUAAUGCCAUGCGUAUUGAUAAGAAAAUGGCGUCGGGCAUGUGCUGCAGCUUCCUUAGGGAAAAGUGAUGUGUAACUUUGACGCCCUUGGCGUUAAAGUCAGAUAAAAUACGAAGAGGACAACAUGAACAGUUCAGAGUAUUGUCAUGUGUGUGCUUCCAAUGGGAAAACUAGUCGUCUACGAGUGUACCAGAUCAACUUUGAUGAGGCAGUUCGAUUUUGUGAAGACGACAAGUGUACUUAUCCUGUUGGCCAGACAGCUCCAGAAAGUAUAAUAGUGAAUAGAAAAUACACAGACAUAUCACCACCAAGGAAAAAGGCUCAAUCCAUCUCAAACCAAAAGCCCCAGCCAUUAACUUCCUCCAAGAAAUAUGGAGAUUUCAUCCCAUGCUCGCCAAGUGUAAAGAAAAUACUGAGCUCCACUGUCAACCAAACACAUCCACCAAGUGUUGGAAAAGUUCUAACCCCAUACAUACCAGGAAAAUCAACUGUUCAGAACAAUGAGCACAAUGCAAAUAAGUCUGCUUCAGCCUGCCAGGGGAAAGAGAUUGUGGGAACUACACAGAUUUUGUUUCCACAGUGGCAGAAUAAGGACGCAUUAUGUUGGCUUGAUGUUGUGAUGUGUUUACUUGUUCACUGUAAAAAACUGCAAGAAAAUGUCAAGUCUUUCAAUGAGAAGCAUAAAACCGUGCUCUCUACUCUACUCACAGCUUACAGCCAGGCCUGUGAAAUCCUAAACUCCUCUCGAGAAUUAAAGCUUAGCACAUCAAAGUCAGUGCCCAGUUCUACAGAGGAGAAAGUGCAGCUGGCGUCUUUGCGGAGUCCCUUUACAAUGCAAAAGUCACCUGACGUUGUAAACAAAUUUCAACAUAUGUCUUUGAUGGAUAAUAGAGUGAAAACUGGUGCUGGAAUAAAACUGAGUUCCCAACUCGAUUUGGAACAUUAUGCAAUCGAAGAUAGAUAUUACUAUGCAUUUAGCAUGUUGCAGGAUGUCCGAGAAACUGUUUUUGAAAAGCUUCAACCACGUCUGCAGUGCGAGAAGGGGAAAAAUGAUAGCCCUUUGUUUGCCAUUCCUUUACUAGUGAAAGGGAAUAAUGCUAUAGAGAAGCUAAUUAUGAUGAAGUAUAGGUUUGAUUUUAACUGCAAGGCUUGUGGAUACAAGCAGAGUGACUCCUAUGAGCAAGUACUGCCUACUAUCCCUAAACCUCCUCAAAAUAUGAGAUCGGCGGAACCAACAGUGGAGUGGUCGUGUUUCAAGUGCCGGGCGCCAUGGCAGCAACAAAAAAUGGUGUUUGAAAAAUUGUCUAAUGUGGUUAUCCUUCAUUUCGUGGAGGGACUUCAGAAUAACAACGUAGAAAACCUAUCUUUUACAUUUGGAGGAAGGAACUACAGAGUGAGAGGACUGAUUCAGUACCUCAGUAAUCCGGACCACUUCGUUACCUGGAUUUAUGAUGAUCAAGAGUCAGCUUGGAUGGAAUGUGAUGAUUUAAAAUCUCCGGUCUCGCAGUUCCAAAAACUUCCAUUCAAUGUUCCUGCAGAACAGAUUCAUAUCGUAAUGUGGGAGAGUUCGUGUAUGCCAGAUACAAAAGAAACAGGUGGUAUUAAACCCAUACUAAGUAUGGGGCGUAAAAAGCAACAAGCUGAAGUACAGAAAGAUGAGCAGCUCUGCAGAAAGAAGUCAUUACCAGCAGGCUUGACAAACUCCCAGAUAAAGAAGCCCGAGGAAGCCAGCUGCAGAACAGAGAAUUUACGGUCUUUAUCUCCAUCUGCUCUAAAACCCAACAUGGUUGUUACACUGACCGCUACUGGGCAGAUCGUUCAGCUGCCGCAAAAAAAUCUAGAACCACAGACACCUUGUCCAUUGUCCAGUAACCUUUCUCGAAAGUCUGCACGCGGGACAGAGCUUGAGACAUCAAGUUUUAAUAACCACACCAUCAAGGAGAUGAAAACUUCUCCUUCAGGUCCAACAAGUUCACCCAGAGUAUACACUCCCAACUUUUUAAAGUCACUCCUUCAGAGGAAAUCUCGGAAGUCUAUGGUUUUACAAGCAGAGAAUAAAAUUGAGAAAUUGUCGUCAGCAUUAGGAGGUGCUGAUACAAUGUCAAAAGUUCAUGGAAAUAGUUCUGCAAGCUUUAGAGCUCCAUUUACAGGGAAGAAGAAAUUUGAAGGCUAUUUUUCACACAGAAAUUCUAAGUCAGAUUCAUCCCAAGGCUCUAGACUGGUACGGAGUGCUAGUGUGUACUCCAUGUCAGGAGAUUCCUCGCGGCCCAAUAGUCCAACGUUAAGUUCAUACAGCGAUACUGUCACCAUGAAGAAGAGAAAGAAGGCAACGCAAGAGGCAGACGUCAAGAGGCGGAAAUCGGUGUGCAGCAGUACCAGCUCCCCAGAGUCGCUGCCCCUGGUAGAAAUGAUAGAGGUGCCAACAUCAGAAGGAUGUGACGUUCUUCAGAGUCUCUACAGUGCUUUAAAUCUCACGAUGCCUGAAAAUUCAGAGCUGACAAGUAGCAUGAAAAUGUCCCAGGUCGAAUUAAAUGGUGAUGAUUUCAUUCCUGAUGUAAAAGACCUUGCUGAUUUUAUUGCCAGUCCUGAAAAUCUUGCUUCCUCAAAUUUUGAUGAAUUUUUAGCACAGUUGUAAUUGUCAGAAAAAAAUUUGUUGUAAAAAGGUGGAUCUAAGGUCGUGAAGUUGCCAUAUUUUCAUUGUUGGUCAUUUUAUUGUCACAUUGUGUACAUCCAUUUCCAUAUUUUUCCACCUGAGUCGUGUGAUCAGGCCUGUUGAGUGUAAAUAGGUGUGGUGCAGGUAUGAGCAUUUAAAUACAUAUUUUUACCUUAGUCGUGUGAACAGAGUGCGAGUGAGAUCAGAAUUACUAGGUAUGGCUGAUUAUGUAAGUGACCAAGGGAUGAUUCAGUUUAUGUCUUUGAGAGGCAAGAGAGUGUUUCUGCCACUAUUGUGUUCCAAUCUUCAGAAGUCCUGUAUACAUUUACACCAAAGUCUAUUUUAUAUUUAAUAAUUGUUGACUUUUACUUUUGUUACAAUAUUACAUUGUUUCCCCAAAACAA